AUGAGUUCUAUUGGUACUGGGUAUGAUCUCGCCGCUUCAACAUUCUCUCCUGAUGGAAGAAUUUUCCAAAUUGAAUAUGCCCAAAAAGCCGUUGAUAAUGGUGGAACAAUGAUUGCCUUACGAGGAAAGAAUGGCGUCGUUACUGCAGUCGACAAACUAAUCAGCUCCAAAAUGUAUGUCGAGAAUGCUAACCCACGUAUGCUGAAUGCAAACGAAAAUAUUGGAAUGGCUAUAGCUGGAGUGUACCCUGACUGCCGGGCUCUUAAGGAUUACGCAUGCAGCCAAGCUGUGAGAUAUUUGGAAAGCUACAGACAAGCUAUGCCAAUCUCCAACUUAGUAGAUCAAGUUGCGGAGUACGUUCAUGUCUUCACUCUUGGUAUCAGCAGACCUUUUGGUGCUUCUAUUUUCUUCUCUUCUUGGAACAAAAAGGAAGGAGGGCAACUCUAUUUGGUAGAGCCCUCAGGCUUGAGCUUUGAGUACAAAGCUUGGUCCGUAGGAAAACACAGACAAGCAGCCAAGGCAGAAAUCGAGAAGCUAAAACUUGAAGAAAUGGAUGUUAAGGAUCUUGUCAAAGAAGCUGCCAGAAUCAUCAUGACCAUUCGUGAUGAGAAUAAGGACAAGGAUGUUCAGAUUGAAAUGGGAUGGGUAGGAGAACACACCAACGGAAAGCCACAGAGAGUUCCCCAUGAUGUUGUAGCAGAAGCGGAAGAGUGGGCUCGUGCUAAGUUAGAUGAGGAUGAUAUGGACGACUAA
This is a messenger RNA of Auanema sp. JU1783, 753 nucleotides long. Lineage: Eukaryota; Metazoa; Nematoda; Chromadorea; Rhabditida; Rhabditidae. The record is from the annotation of a GenBank genome assembly.